Didymodactylos carnosus is the source of this 3026-nucleotide messenger RNA. The record is from the annotation of a GenBank genome assembly. NCBI's taxonomy places the organism in Eukaryota, Metazoa, Rotifera, Eurotatoria, Philodinida, Philodinidae.
AUGAGCCAGAAAUAUUUUGAGAAUCCAAAGAAUUUGAAGUUUGAUUUUCAGCCAUUAAGACCUCCUGAGGCCUUGAGCCGGAAAAAGAAGGGGUCAUCUCCCGGUCCACCGCAGCCAUCGGCAGUAAGACGCGUGGGUAACCAGGACAUCGGUCAACAUCAAACGACCGCGUUUACAGUUGCAAAUGGUCGUAAGCAGCAAAAACGACGGCAACAUUUUAUGGAAGAAGAAAACGAAGAGAAAGGACAGGAGCCCUUCUUGAAAGAGGCACCCGUCGAUGAAAAGCUUGGCUCUGGUGACUAUUCGGAUCACCUCCAUUGGGCUCAUGAAAUUGUUAAACGCACGAAGACUCGUGAUACCCGAGCCAAUAAAGAGUUCUGUGUCAAUCAAAUGAACAGACUCAAGAAAAGUAUUCUGACCGCCAGUAAUGAAGUGACUCGGGCACAAGGCGAGUUGGCUAUGUUUGUACCGGCAAUGUUACCCGGUCAGACGUCUCGGUUGUCGAACGCCGGUGUUGCACAACAGCAGCCCGAACGAAGCGUUACCGCCCAGUUCUUAUUUGCACAUGACAUUCUUCGGAAAUAUAUUCAAUCCCACACUCAAUAUGUGGCCCGGAAAUGUGCCAAUCGUGUCGCCAUUGCAGACGCAGAACAAGCCGAAUUCGCAGCUCUGCAAUUGUUCGAAAAACGAGCGACCCCCCAGCAAAAAGCACAUGCUGCCCUUUUGAAACCGAAACUAGAGGCACUCCAUGGUAAAGAGAAACACAUGAGAAUGUUGGCUAAGCAAGUCGAAUUUGAGAUGGUGCCGAAAUCAAUUCCCAAAUUUGAUUUUCGUUACCGAAUCGACGAACGAGCCCUGUCCUCCGCACAAAUAGAGGUUUUAAAGUUAUAUUCUGUUCAUCAAAAAUAUAUCCCUUCCAAUCUGGUGGAGAACUGGCGCUAACAAUGCUGAUGGUUGCCCAUUAGCAGAGGCUAACUUUACGGGACACUUGUCUCAAUAUCCCUUGUAGAGAAAAAACCCUUUUUUCUUCUGAGGUCAGUUUGACUGCUGCUGGAAGCUUAAAAAAGCUUUGCAUAGCUAUUCAAAGCACUCUUUGAAUGUUGAGAAUUCAAUCGAAAGGUGUAGGUACCUGUUCGCUUAAAAUAAAGAUUUAUACUUCUCUUCAUUCUCUGUUCACGCUUUUCGAUCGUUUUUAAAAAGAGCGAUAAAGUCAACAAUUUAGUGAUUUCAGAAAAUUAGGCCGCUUUUGGAAAUAUGGCCUGUCUGAAAACGUUGAGAAAUUUUCCCAUAAAAGUCAUUGCAGAAAAAUUAAGAGACGCAUUCUUGAUCCACAGGUGGCAGUCUUUAAACUCUUUACGGGAUGAAAAAUAUCACCGACUGUUUGAACUCGUUGCGAGUUCAAUUGACUGUUACAUUGUCACAUAGUAUAGGCGCGGCUAGGGAGACUGUUUUGAACUCGUAACGAGAGUGUUAGCGCACUAUGCUCUAACACGUUAUCGUCUUCUUUUCUUCUUUUGGUUUUUUCUCCUUAUACAGUCAUUGUAUACACGCGCCUAUUAUUCAGUUUUUCUUACGUCCUUAGUACAUAGAUACUGUGGACUUCAGUUAUUUUUCUUUUUUUCGUACAGAUAUGACUGACUAGCUAUUCAUUCCUUUUCUUAGAAAUUUCAUCAUCUUUUGUCAUAUAUAUAUAAAUUUCACAAUCUUUUGUCAGAUAUACAAGUUUCACCAUCCUUUGUCAUAUAUACAUAAAUUUCAUCAUCAUAUAUUAUAUAUAUAUAGGAUACUCCACAGUUAGUUUGAAGUCGUCGUGUCACAUUCGUAUAUCGUCUCCUUAUCGUCGUCCAUUUUUUUGUCAUCAUUUAUUCUAUUCACAAUUUUUAAAUAUACAUUUAACAGUUCCCAAGAGGUUUCAUCGAAUUUUCAAGAGUCAGAAAGCCUACCGUUCACAAUCACAAAUACAUUUAGUCAAAGAGAUUGCAUCUGUGAUAAUAAUUAAUGCAUACAACGCUUAAGUGGAUGAUCAUGACUUCUUUUUUUCUUAAGAAGAACUGAACACACGUGCAGCGUGCGUGUUUUUUUCAUAUAUUCCUGUACACUUUAAUCAAUAAUGAGCCUUGAAUAAAGAAAAAGCAUUUCUCGUUUUAUAAUGAUCCAUUAAGUUAACUUAAAAUACAAUAAGUAACACUCUCUCAAAAGAGUCAUGUCUUCUUAAACACAGUCGAUGAGCGCACAACAAAUGAUGUUGAGUAUGUGAUAAAAUUUUAGUUUCGUCAACACCAAGUACAAAUGGCAAGGUUGGCGACAGUAAGAAUGGACAGAGGAGAAAACGAAGUUUCUAAAGCCGGUUUGCCGGAGGUUCUUUGGGAAAUCAGCUCCAUUGUCAGAAUAUCAACAUACAACGUUAGUAGUCUUUUGUAUGCGUAGGUAGUCCAGCCGUUUAAUUACGAAAGACCUCUGUAAAGUGAGCCCAACCGUGAUGCACCGGCCCUGAUGUUAAGGCAAAUGCCUCAAACAGUGUCGUACUACUAUCCAUUCCAAAAUACAAGAGCCUUGGUCAUUUUUUAAAUACCUUUUGACAGAAGAUAUGUAUAUCUUCCGUCUAGACUUCUGUCUGUAGAGACUUGCAGUUUUCCACAUUCGAAAGAGGGCACCUGAAUACAUCUUUUUGUUUUUCACUGAUAUUUGUGAAUCGCAAAUUAUAUGAUCUUGAUCGUCGCUAUGUCCCAAAAGUAUAGUUUGUUGCAAAUCCAUUUUCUUUCCCAGAAUCAGUUUCCAGAAGUGAGUUUGCGGCAAGUACAAAUUCUUCAUCCUAUCGAUGUAUUCUUGCUGUUUCUCUUAUACUCUUACUGUUGCUUAUAUUCUGUUUUUUAUCUACACUAAAUAAUUAUUAAUAGCCACAUACAUUACUACCGAUAAUCACACGAUCGUUUAUAGCGAGGGACCGACGUCUCAUUUUUCGGGGAUCGAGUUCUCCGUGAGGGCCCAUUUUUGAAUUUUCGCCGAUUUCACUUUUCUCGUCUACA